AUGGGAGCAGCCGAGUCUAGACCAUCAACGGAGGAGAGGAGGCAAGAGAUACAGAGGGUUCAACUCAAGAUCGCUGCUCAUCACGGUAGAGUAUUCAGAGAGUCGAUACCUCCAGACGAUAUAUCCACCUUUGCACGUCAUUCAUCCACAUCACCGGUCACGGUAGAUCCCCAAUUCAAGGACACAGCGAAUGGAAACAACGAGCUACCUGAACUUCCUAGAGAGAUAUGGGAGAAGAUCAUAUAUCAUCUAAGAAGGCAGAUGGGACCUAGGGCAGAACAGGACACAGAUCCUGGACACUUUCAUCAACAAGAUCUUACAGUUGCGAUGCGGGUUAACAAGCUAUGGUACUCUAUCGCAGCUCCCAUCCUGUACACAAGAGUAAUCACCACUCGUCCCGAUCUACUACUUUCCCACAUUCACUCUCGGCUCAUAUCCUCCGCCCGCUUAUCUAAAUUAGAAUUGUUCCAAUACAUAUAUCGCCUGGAUAUAGGAUACAACCCAACUCAUGCAGAAGAAUGCGACAUAGAUCCACCAUUCAGUAAGAACGACAACAUCGCAUUAUCAAGAGCUGGUUUAUUCUCGAUCGAAAAGAGUAGAUGGCCUGCUACGACCUUGGUAAGGGAUAUGGACUUUGCCUUACAAACUACCAAUAUACUACGCACUAUCCGCCAAACCCUACCAGAGGGUAUACAAUUAUUUGGCAAUUUGCAGAUAUUGACGGUAGGAGCAUUCGGCAAAUCACAACAUUCAAGAUGGGAUGUGGGAUACAAUUUUCUAGCGACGGGCUUAGAAAGGUUUCAACCACCAUCUUCAGGUUUGGGUUUUAGCGAUUUGGGAGGUUUAUUAGCUAAGAAACAUCAAGAAGAGUUGGAUUUACUUAAUAUGAGACAUAGGUUCGGAUACGAAUUAACCUCCAAUGCCUCCAAUUCACUUGAACACAUAUGUGUCGAUAAUUUUACAGGACCACUGUCGGUCUUCUUACCACAUUGCGAAAGACUACAAACGUAUACGAUACAUAUCACUAAAUCGCAUACGGAUACUUCCUGUCGGCCUCUACCGAUUAUAGAGGGAGUGACCAACAAGUGGAUAAUAGAGGAUGAAUCGUGGGAAAGAAGGAAGGAUACAGGAAGAGAAGAUUGGAUUGUAGAUAGGGGGAGUACAUACCAAUGGUUGAAAGGUAGGAUUUACGCUUUGGAUCCGGCACAAUUCACAAAAAAAGAUACCAAAUUGGUUAUCUAUGGUGCGUUGGACGAGGCGAGGGUAGAUGAGGAAUUUGGAGGUUAUUUACUUGGAUUCUUGAUCAGUGAAUGGAGUAAUGAUUGGAGUUGGGAGAGGAAAAGGGGCGAGGUGAAUAGGUUCCUGGAGAUUGAUCGGAUUGAUAUUGAAGGGGUCAGGCUGGAAGAGGAUUCGGAAGGGAGAUGUGAUGCUUGUGGGUUUGGGUUUGGGUUUGGGAGUGGAAAGCACUCGUAG
This is a messenger RNA of Kwoniella mangroviensis CBS 8507, 1473 nucleotides long. RefSeq lists its product as uncharacterized. NCBI's taxonomy places the organism in Eukaryota, Fungi, Basidiomycota, Tremellomycetes, Tremellales, Cryptococcaceae. The coding region runs from base 1 to 1473 and encodes 490 amino acids. The transcript is spliced from 3 exons. The record is from RefSeq and is a predicted model, not a curated record.